AUGGGCACCGUGGGCAUUCCCGUGAAGCUGCUGCAUGAGGCGGUAGGCCACACGAUCACGAUUGAGCUGAAGGGUGGCGCGACGUACCGCGGCCGUCUGUUUGAUGCCGAGGACAACUUUAACAUCUCAAUGAAGGACAUUGCCGUCACCGCUCGCGACGGAAAGCAAACACAUCUCGACAGCGUAUACAUCCGUGGAAAUAUGAUUCGGUUCAUGGUUGUUCCUGAUAUGCUGCAGCAGGCGCCGAUGUUCAAGCGCGUCGGUCCCAACGCCAUGAAAGGCCGCGGUAUCGGCAGCGUACGUGGUCGGCAUACGAUUUUGCGAGCCCAAGCUCGGCGUGGUCGUGCGCCUCCCGCACCGCGGCGCUAA
Messenger RNA from Malassezia pachydermatis, 369 nucleotides. Its product is annotated as sm-like ribonucleo protein. Gene Ontology annotation, molecular function: RNA binding. Lineage: Eukaryota; Fungi; Basidiomycota; Malasseziomycetes; Malasseziales; Malasseziaceae. The record is from RefSeq and is a predicted model, not a curated record. The transcript has 3 exons. Gene Ontology annotation, biological process: RNA processing; spliceosomal snRNP assembly. The coding region runs from base 1 to 369 and encodes 122 amino acids. Gene Ontology annotation, cellular component: commitment complex; U12-type spliceosomal complex; spliceosomal tri-snRNP complex.